This is a messenger RNA of Dichotomopilus funicola, 858 nucleotides long. RefSeq lists its product as uncharacterized. The transcript is spliced from 2 exons. Lineage: Eukaryota; Fungi; Ascomycota; Sordariomycetes; Sordariales; Chaetomiaceae. The coding region runs from base 1 to 858 and encodes 285 amino acids. The record is from RefSeq and is a predicted model, not a curated record. Gene Ontology annotation, cellular component: endoplasmic reticulum; plasma membrane.
AUGGCCGUCUUCCCCCGCAACAACGCGCUCUACACCAAUCCCCCGGGAGCCAGCGAGCAGCUCUCAACCCAAGGCUCCUCCUGGCUCUUUGCCGUGACCGCCAUCUUUGGUGUUGCUCUUCUUAUCAACCUAACCCUAACGGCCCUCUCUACCUCAAGCAAACGCCACAUCCACCACCUCCUCACCCCCACCCUCUUCACCGCCCUCCUAACCUACUACGCCUCCGCCUCCGACCUCGCCUGGUCCCCGAUCGUCCAAUCCACCGCCCUCUCCCACAGCGUGGGACCCACCCGUCAAAUCUUCUGGGCCAAAUACAUCCUCUGGUCCGUCGCUUUCCCGACAAUUACCGCCCUGCUGGGGCUGGUGGGCAGGGUUCCGUGGAGCACCGUGGGGUAUCAGGUCGUGCUGGCGUGGGUGUGGGUGUUGAGUUUGUUGGUGGCGGGGUUUACGGGGAGUUUGUAUAAGUGGGGUUUUUUUGGGUUUGGGCUUGUGGCGGAGGGGGUUUUGGCUUGGGGGACGCUUUUCCCUUCUCCUGCUCCUGGAAACACUAGCGGCGGGGUACGUCGCGGGGAGUAUCUGGCCCUAGCGGGCGCGGUGAAUUUCCUGUGGGUGCUGUACCCGCUGGCGUGGGGUUUGACGGAUGGCGGGAACUAUCUGGGUGUGACGCCGGGGUUUAUUUGGUUUGGGAUUUUGGAUUUGUUGUUGAUUGUUGGGGUUGGGUUUGCGGUGGUUGGGUUGGCGGGGAAGUGGGAUGAUAAGGCUUUGGGGUUUGCGUCGACGCCGCAGCAGCAGCAGCAGACUGGGAUUUUGGAAAAGGAGACUGGAGGGCCGGUGAAUGGGGGUGAGGCUUCUGUGUAG